GGACACUACGUAGAUCCUUCUGGUUGUUCCAGACGCUUUGGUGGAUGCGGGAAGGCGAGGUUCUUUUCCUCCUUUGCACCCCAGCAAUCUGGAAUGGAAGACCAUCUGCGGGAGGGGACCUAGAUUGCUGUUGCAAAGAACGGGCAGUCCCCGGGCUCCGUUUGUCCAGCUGGGGAACAGACUGGGCUACCAAAGGCCUGGAAGCACCUCUUUUAACCCUUCUCUCUCUGGGGAGGUGCACGCCCCUUUCCAAGCAGCGCCUUUGGCUGAGAGUCUGGUUCCCAGUUCCUACUGGCCCAUAGAAGAAUUUGGAGGUUGCGUGGGUUCUGGAGCUGUUGAAAACCCUCUGGCCCUGCCUGCUCGGCCUCCCACGUGCAGGCGUUUAGGGGCACAGCCUUCUCUGCGACCGCCCUGUAUAAGUCUGCUGCUCUCCUGGAAUCAGCGGGGAGAGAGCAGAGCUCAGCGCAGUCCCCUUUUCUGGGCCCGGCGCCUUGGCCAGACCCUUCCGGAAGAGACGUCGACUCCUCAGGGCUCCGCGGAGGAAUCCUGAGGUCGGUCACCCCCCUCCUGGGGCACCCCUGGAGCAGCGAGCUCCCAGUCUCCCCACGGCAAGCUUCAGAGCCCCAAGGAGCGGGACGGGGAUUCCCUCAGCGCAGACUCCGGGUGCAGCUCCUGAGCACAAAGGCCACACCCUCACAGGCCAGGCAUCGCGGGGGAUAGAGAAUUGGCUUCUGCCGAAUUACCUGGAUACCUGAGGCCAUUGAUAGGAUUUUCAGUCUACAUGUGACAUGUACCCAAGCAAGGACAGGAAUAAUGAAGAGACACGUGUGUUAGUUACAACCUUUUGAACCAAGCAAGGAGGAAAUCAACAGUGUGGACAGGGCUGGAACCGUUGCCACGCUUGCUUGUUGGAGUGAAUGAGGAAUGGGCUUGUGAUUAUGCUGACAUUUCAGCAUGAAUCUGGUAGACCUGUGGUUAACCCGUUCCCUCUCCAUGUGUCUCCUCCUACAAAGUUUUGUUCUUAUGAUACUGUGCUUUCAUUCUGCCAGUAUGUGUCCCAAGGGCUGUCUCUGUUCUUCCUCUGGGGGUUUAAAUGUCACCUGUAGCAAUGCAAAUCUCAAGGAAAUACCUAGAGAUCUUCCUCCUGAAACAGUCUUACUGUAUCUGGACUCCAAUCAGAUCACCUCUAUCCCCAACGAGAUUUUUAAGGACCUUCAUCAACUGAGAGUUCUCAACUUGUCCAAAAACGGCAUUGAGUUUAUCGAUGAGCAUGCCUUCAAAGGCGUGGCUGAAACUUUGCAGACUCUGGACUUGUCUGACAACCGGAUUCAAAGUGUGCACAAAAAUGCCUUCAAUAACCUGAAGGCUAGGGCCAGAAUUGCCAACAAUCCUUGGCACUGCGACUGUACUCUACAGCAAGUUCUGAGGAGCAUGGCAUCCAACCACGAAACAGCCCACAACGUGAUCUGUAAGACUUCUGUGUUGGACGAGCACGCCGGGAGACCAUUCCUCAAUGCUGCCAAUGACGCUGACCUUUGUAACCUCCCUAAAAAGACUACUGACUAUGCCAUGCUGGUCACCAUGUUUGGCUGGUUCACCAUGGUGAUCUCCUAUGUGGUAUAUUACGUGAGGCAAAAUCAGGAGGAUGCCCGGAGACACCUGGAAUACUUGAAAUCCCUGCCGAGCAGGCAGAAGAAAGCAGAUGAGCCUGACGACAUUAGCACUGUGGUAUAGCGUCCGAGCCGACCAGCGCUGAGAAAGAAAUUUGUUGGCAGUUGCGAUAGAUAAGUGGUUUACUUCUCCCAUCCAUUGUAAACAUUUAAAACUUUGUAUAUCCAUUUCUUUUGACUUAUGCCACUGUUGAACUUUUAACAAACAUGACAACAUAACGAAUCAUUUUAGUUUAGGUGACCCACCCCUUCCUUGUACCCCCAGUGGUAUAUUCCUUGAGUAAGCUACUCUCUGAACAUAAGUUAGAUCCAUCUCACUAUUUAAUAAUGAAAUUUAUUUUUUUAAUUUAAAACCAAAUAAAAGCUUAACUUUGAA
This is a messenger RNA of Lutra lutra (Eurasian river otter), 2046 nucleotides long. RefSeq names its product leucine rich repeat containing 3B (gene LRRC3B). The coding region runs from base 955 to 1734 and encodes 259 amino acids. The transcript has 4 exons. Gene Ontology annotation, molecular function: protein binding. The record is from RefSeq and is a predicted model, not a curated record. Lineage: Eukaryota; Metazoa; Chordata; Mammalia; Carnivora; Mustelidae.